Messenger RNA from Nakaseomyces glabratus, 1482 nucleotides. It is a transcript of the gene MRX6, whose product is annotated as Mrx6p. Lineage: Eukaryota; Fungi; Ascomycota; Saccharomycetes; Saccharomycetales; Saccharomycetaceae. The record is from RefSeq and is a predicted model, not a curated record. Gene Ontology annotation, cellular component: mitochondrion.
AUGAGCCUGGUAAAUAGUAGACAGUAUAGGAUUAUGAGGUUUGUGCCGAGGAUCUGCAGGCAGUACCGGCAAUUCUCACAAGGUAGGAGGAAGUCUGGUGCUGUAUUGAAAGAAAAGGAAAACACAGAGGUAAAGUUACAGGACAAUACUACUGCUUUGAAUGGUGUAGUUAAUGACGCUGAUCUAUUAGAACCAUCUGGUGGAGAUAAGACAAGUGAAACGAAAUGGAAACGGGAACUGAAAAAGGAUAUCUCGUCAGCAAAGAAACCUACGACACUUGUGCCGAGCGUCUCAUCGACUGAUCAUUUAACUGAUCAAGAGAUUCAUUUAGAGGGGUUAUUUGCCGGUUCAAAGCCAUUAUUCCUGGGGAAGCUAGCAAGUAUGAAGUCUAUGCCUAGUUUCUUCGACAACGGUGUAUUACUAUCGAAAAAUUUUAGAGUCAUCAAUGCUUCCGAUGAUGGCGGCGAGAAAAGCUUGGAUGAGUUUUUGGAAUCGGUGAAGGAUAACGACUGGAAUAUUGAUAAUAGUGAACAGAAGAAGGUAAUACCUUGGCAGGCAUCCAUUAGUGGUAUUGAAUACGAGGACAAAUCUUUCUCAAAUAUACCUAAGCAUGUGCUCAGUAAAUUAAGACCCUAUAAGCUGAUCAAACUGAAGAUGCCAAAAAUAGUAAAUAAGCAAAGGAGAGCAUCGAUGAUAAAGAAUCUCAAAUUUCAUAAUAAUAAGGUUAACGACGAAUUGCAUCUGGUAGACAUAUUUGGUAAACCACAUGAACGAGAUAUUGCCAAACAUCAGUUGGGUGCGGCAUCGGCCGAACUGGAUAGCAACAUGUCCAAAGAGCAAAUAUCAGCUAAAAGGGAACACUUCAAGGAGUUGAUGUAUUAUUAUCAUAGAUACGGUUUUAUAAAGAGCGAUUGUGACCAAUAUAAAACAUAUGUUGACAAACAGUCAAAAUUGGCACAGAAGGAGUUCCAAAAAGUUACAGGUUUAGUCAUUAAGCCAGGUAGAAGCGAUUUUUGUUUGCCUUUACAUCUGUAUGUCAAUAAGAGACAGAACUCAAAAAUACUAUUAGAAAGGUACUUACGAAAGAAAUUAUAUCGUGAUGUCAUAAGUGUAAUGUUAAACUUUUCAAGUAAUAUUUCAGACCAGAGUAUGAUAAAAAGGUUCAAAAAAAAACUAUAUAAUAUCCAAGAGGAGACUAUUCGAGAUCUCACCAAUAUUUUACCAUCGACCGAAUUUGAAGCUCUUGAAGCUGAUUGUUGCAUAAUGAAAAGCCCAGUAUCUGGGUUCAAAAGAAUGCACUGGCUGAAAUAUUCGAAAAGGCACAAUGUUAUGUGGGGCAAAAACUAUUCCAAAGAGUUUAACGUUUCUGGUAAUUCUUUCGCACUGACGAGAAGUGGGGUUAGACGUAUGAAAUAUCCUGUAUAUAUUAAUUGGACCACAUAUGACUCAACAUUUAGGGCAUGGAACCAUUAUAACAUGUGA